AUGAGGUCUAGGAGUAGUCUUCAAGAAUGGCAAGAGAUUUUGCCCCCCAUAGUGCGUGGUCAUAGUGUUAAUAAUAUCUCCUCUCAGCGCCAAAUAACAACUAAAAUUAUAACAAAAUUUUUCUUUCUCUCGCAUUUUGACUUCAUUACCCCCUUCAUCCUUCUUUUUCUCUCUGUUCUUUCCAUCGCUCUUUCAUUUCAUUCAUUCAUUGUUUUUAUUCUUUCUUUCCUUUUUUCUCUUUCUUUCUUUCUCUCUUUCUAUUAUUUCCUUCGCUAUCUUUUUAUUCUUUCUUUCUUUAAUUCUUUCUUUCUUUCUUUCUUUUCCUACGUUCUUUCUUUUUUUUUUCUUUCAUUUUCUCAUUUUCUAUUCUUUCCUUCUUUAUUUCUUUCUUUCCUUCUUUCUAUUCUUUCCUUCUUUCUUUCCUUCUUUCUAUUCUUUCUUUCUUUCUAUUCUUUCUUUCUUUCGUUCUAUUCUUUCUUUCUAUUCUUUCUUUCUCUCCUCUUUCUUUCUUUCUAUUCUUUCUUUCUCUCCUCUUUCUUUCUUUCUAUUCUUUCUUUCUUUCCUUCUUUCUAUUCUUUCUCUCUUUCUAUUCUUUCUUUCUUUCUAUUCUUUCUUUCUUUCUUUCCUUCUUUCUAUUCUUUCUUUCUUUCUUUCUUUCUUUCUUUCUUUCUAUUCUUUCUUUCUUUCUUUCUAUUCGUUCUUUCUUUCUUUCUAUUCUUUCUUUCUUUCUAUUCUUUCUUUCUUUCUUUCCUUCUUUCUAUUCUUUCUUUCUAUUCUUUCUUUCUUUCUUUCUAUUCUUUCUUUCUUUCUUUCCUUCUUUCUAUUCUUUCUUUCUUUCUUUCUUUCUUUCUAUUCUUUCUUUGUUUCUUUCUUUCUAUUCGUUCUUUCUAUUCUUUAUUUCUUUCGUUCUAUUCUUCCUUUCUUUCUAUUAUUUCUUUCUUUCUAUUCUUUCUUUCUUUCCUUCUUUCUAUUCUUUCUUUCUAUUCUUUCUUUCUUUCUUUCCUUCUUUCUAUUCUUUCUUUCUUUCUUUCUUUCUAUUCUUUCUUUCUUUCUUUCCUUCUUUCUAGUUUUUCUAUACUUUUCUGGCUUUCCAUCCUCCGUUCUUUUCUUGUGAUAAGUUUCUUUUUAUCGUUCUUUCUUUGCUUUUCAUCAUUCCAUCCCAUUUUUCUUCCUUGUUACACACUUUCUUUCUUCAUUUCUUUCUUUCUUUCUUUCUUUCUUUCUUUCUUUCUUUCUUUCUUUCUUUCUUCUAUAUCAUUAUUCCUUCCUUUUCUCUUUCCUUUGACUUUCUUUCACGCUUUUUCAUUUCUUUCUUUUUACUUUCUUCAUUGGCAUAUUUCUUCAUAUCUUUCUUUAUUUUCUUACUUUCUUUUUUCUUUCUUUUCUUUCUUUCUUUCGUUCUGUUUGAAUCCAUCUCUUUUAUCUGUCCAUUAUCCAUCUAUUCAUCCAUCUAUCUAUCUAUCUCAUUCUAUUCCUAUCAAUCUAUCUAUAUAUCUAUCUAUCUAUAUAUCUCAUUCUAUUCAUAUCUAUCUAUCUAUCUAUCUAUCUAUCUAUGUUUGUCUGUUAAAAUCUAUCUAUCUAUCUAUCUAUCUAUCUAUCUAUCUAUCUCAUUCUAUUCCUAUCAAUCUAUCUAUCUCAUUCUAUUCAUAUCUAUCUAUCUAUCUAUCUAUCUAUCUAUCUAUCUAUCUAUCUAUCUAUGUUUGUCUGUUAAAAUCUAUCUAUCUAUCUAUCUAUCUAUCUAUCUAUCUAUGUUUAUCUAUUCAUCUAUCUAUCUAUCUAUCUAUCUAUCUAUCUAUCUAUCUUACCUUGUUGGUAUCUAUCUAUCUAUCUAUAUGUCUAUCUGUCCCAAUCUGUUCAUUAUCUAUCUAUCUAUCUAUCUAUCUAUCUAUACACUAUCUACCUAAGUCAAUUCCUAUCUAUCUAUCUAUCUAUCUAUCUAUCUAUCUAUCUAUCUAUCUAUCUAUCUAUCUAUCUCAGUCUGUUCAUUAUCUAUCUAUCUAUCUAUCUCAGUCUUUUCAUAUCUAUCUAUCUAUCUAUCUAUCUAUCUAUCUAUCUCAGUCUGUUCAUAUCUAUCUAUCUAUCUAUCUAUCUAUCUAUCUAUCUAUCUAUCUAUCUCAAUCUAUUCAUAUCUAUCUGCCAAGUCUGUCCAUUCCAUCUAUUCAUCUAUCCAUUCAUCCACAUCUAUCUAUCUCAGUCUGUUCAUAUCUAUCUAUCUAUCUAUCUAUCUAUCUAUCUAUCUAUCUCAAUCUAUUCAUAUCUAUCUGCCAAGUCUGUUCUUAUCUAUCUAUCUAUCUAUCUAUCUAUCUAUCUAUCUAUCUAUCUAUCUAUCUAUCUAUCUCAGUCUGUUCUAUUCUAUUCUCUCUCUCUAUUUAUCUGUCUAAGUCUAUUCAUAUCUAUUUCAUUAUUCUAUUCUAUCUAUCUAUCUAUCUAUCUAUCUAUCUAUCUAUCUAUCUAUCGCAUUUUGUCAAUAUCUAUCUAUCUCAUUUUGUCAAUAUCUAUCUAUCUAUCUAUCUAUCUAUCUAUCUAUCUAAUCACCUCAAUGUUAUCUCUCCCUCUGUCCGUCUAUCCGUAUAUAUCUACUUAUCUCUCUCGCUAGUCUCAGUCUAUUUGUUACCAUCUCACGCUUAUCAUUUCUUUUUUCUUUUUUCUUUCUUUCUUUCUUUCUUUCUUUCUUUCUUUCUUUUUAUAUUUCCAUGUAUAAUUUUCCCUAAUCACAGUCCUUUUUCUUCUUUUCUUUUCUAA
Messenger RNA from Acanthosepion pharaonis, 2742 nucleotides. Lineage: Eukaryota; Metazoa; Mollusca; Cephalopoda; Sepiida; Sepiidae. The record is from the annotation of a GenBank genome assembly.